CCCACGUCGGUAGCUCUCGUCCAUACAGUGCGAAACUACUCACCCCCCGAACCUCGGCGUUCUGACACUAAGUUCAAUCACGUUCGGCUGAGGAGAUCCGAUCGUUGGAACUGCUCUCUUCAGCCAGUCUGCUUUGUUUCUCACCCCAACUCGGAAGUGUAUCUUACCGGCCUUCGGCAGGCAAUACAUCUGAGGGUUCCAUACUCGUUCUUUUAAGUCCCUCUCAAAAACCAUCCAUUCUCCCUUCAUGGCUCCUCAGACAGACAUUCCCAUUGCAGCCAACGUGUUAGGAACAAUAGGUACAGGUGAGCGAACUGGCCCUUGGUCCAACAACAGUCUGAGAGAAGUCAGAGUUAACAGGCCGAAGUGUAAGCUUCCACCACCUGGAUUAAAAGAUACUCACUUUCACUGUCAUUAUUCUCAUCAUCCCUCCAGGUUAUGGUGUAUCCAGCUCAUACCCCAAAUAUGGACCAACUGGCGGACAAAGAAGACGGAUGGACUGCCGGGCUUGAUGAUGUUUCUAUGGGCUCUAUGCGGCCUUCCGUUCGGAGUAUAUGCAGUUACUCAGAACUUUAACAUCCCUCUACAAGUGCAACCGCAUGUCUUUAUGGCCCUCUGCCUCAUCUCCUGGGCACAGGUCCUAGUCUACCACCGCAACUGGCCUGCAUGGAAAGCUUCGCUGUUGGGUCUUGUGGUCGCCGCUGUUUUUGCCGGUCUUGAAGCCGCGCUGAUACUGACGUUGAAGCCGAUAUACGACGAAGGCAACGAGGUCCCUAUAAUGGUUGUGGGUAUAAUAGCCGCAAUCCUCCUCGCUGCUGGGCUUCUCCCACCGUACGGUGAGCUGUGGAAGCGGAGAGGGAGAGUAAUCGGAAUUAACUGGGUCUUCCUCGCCAUGGACUGGUCUGGCGCAUUCUUCUCGCUCAUGGCUUUGGGUAGGCUAAUUUGGCUCGCUUCUGGUCGGUUGGUAGGGCUGACAGAGGCAGUUACCCAAAACACAUUUGACGUCCUCGGGGGCGUUCUCUACAUCGUAUGGUGAGUAGCUCACACCACGGCUUAUGUCAUGGCUCGGAGUUCUUACU
Chaetomium fimeti is the source of this 1079-nucleotide messenger RNA. Its product is annotated as PQ loop repeat-domain-containing protein. Bases 248 to 1036 code for a protein of 262 amino acids. Lineage: Eukaryota; Fungi; Ascomycota; Sordariomycetes; Sordariales; Chaetomiaceae. Gene Ontology annotation, cellular component: membrane. The record is from RefSeq and is a predicted model, not a curated record. The transcript is spliced from 8 exons.